Molecule: messenger RNA, 213 nt
Organism: Ectocarpus siliculosus
Lineage: Eukaryota; Phaeophyceae; Ectocarpales; Ectocarpaceae
Source: the annotation of a GenBank genome assembly
AUGCUUGUGCCAUCGGGCUUGGCUUGGCGAGAGCACGCGUGGAGGCUGCGGGACGACGCGGGCCAGGGGACGCUAAGGCUUGGACGGCCAGCAGGAGAGGGGGUGGGUGGGGGGGAGGGGGGUCGAAGCGUAGCGGCGCGAGUUCAAUGUUACCGUGGUGAAGAAGUGGGCCGUGGACGGAGGGGAGAGCGGACAGGCACGGGGAGAGGCUAG